Molecule: messenger RNA, 648 nt
Organism: Mangifera indica (mango)
Lineage: Eukaryota; Viridiplantae; Streptophyta; Magnoliopsida; Sapindales; Anacardiaceae
Exons: 6
Coding region: 1-648 (215 amino acids)
Biological process (GO): protein transport
Source: RefSeq, a predicted model, not a curated record
AUGAAGAAAAAGUGGAGGUCGAAGGUUAUUGGGGAUUGUCCGACAGAAUUGCGAGAAGCUAUCGCAAGCAUAAUUUUUGCUGCUCCUAGAUGUUCCGAUUUGCCAGAUUUGUUGCAGAUCAAGAACUUAUUUACUUCAAAAUAUAGGAAGGAGUAUGUUGCAGCUAUUGCCGAGCUUCGUCCAGAUACUAGUGUCAACCGUACAGUUAAUUGGCUUUUAAUAAUUGAGAAACUUUCAGUUAGUGCUCCAUCACCCGAGGCAAGGCUCAGUGUGUUGAAGGAAAUUGCAGGGGAGUACAAUGUGGUUUGGGACUCCUUUCAAACUGAAGCAGCACUUAAUAAAAAGCACGAAGAUUUACUGCCGAGCUCUCCAAGAUCUUCAACUUCUAAUGGGGCACAUCCUAUUCUGCCUUCGGAGAGUAGACUGGGAUCUCAACACCUUCAAGUUCCCAGUCCAACAAAUGAAAUUGAACAAUCAGCUAAAAGUAGUAAUGCCGUUCUCGUUAGUGAUACUAAAAGGGAGACAACAUUACAAUCAUCCGAUGUAUUGGAAAGAGCUCGAGCUGCUAUUGCCUCCGCAGAACGUGCAGCCGCUCAGCUUGUGAAUGCUGAAUUUGGUUUGUUGAAACUAGAAGGGAAGUCAUCAUAG